AUGAUUUACAGCCACGAUCUUCAAAGUCAUGUGGAAAAAUUACGUCUUGUUUUUGAUAGGUUUCGAGACUUCAAUUUAAAGCUACAACCAGACAAAUGCGAAUUCCUUCGACACGAAGUCACUUAUUUAGGUCAUGUAAUAACCGACAAAGGUGUCACACCUAACCCUGACAAGGUGAAGGCAGUAUCCGACUACCCUAUUCCCAAAAAUCCCAAGGAAAUUAAAUCAUUUCUAGGUCUAGUGGGUUACUACCGCCGAUUCAUAGAUAACUUCUCAAAAAUUACAAAACCCCUUACGUCAUUGUUAAAAAAAGAUGUUAAUUUUAAUUGGACACAAGAACAAACCCAAGCUUUUAAUUUGUUAAAGGAAAAACUAACUUCAGCUCCGUUACUUCAAUACCCCGAUUUUUCUCAACCAUUCAUUGUCACCACAGACGCCAGUAAUUAUGCUGUCGGCGCAAUAUUAUCGCAAGGCCCUAUCGGAAAAGACAAACCGAUCGCGUAUGCCUCAAGAACAUUAAAUAAACAGGAAGGCAAUUACUCAACAACAGAAAAAGAAUGUUUAGCUAUACUCUUCGCCGUAAAAACAUUCCGACCCUAUAUUUAUGGUAGUAAGUUUAAAAUAGUCACUGAUCACAGACCUUUAGUCUGGCUUUUUAAUGUCAAGGAUCCAGGAAGUGGAUUAAUUCGUUGGCGCCUCAAGUUAGAGGAAUAUGACUAUGAAAUUUUUUAUAAGCAAGGAAAACAAAAUUCAAACGCCGAUGCUCUUUCACGCAUACCCAUUCACGCCUUAAAUUCAAAUGUAGCCCUUAACAAACUCAAAUACGAAUCUUAUUUUAAAAAACAAUUUACUAGCUCCAUUUCUACAAAUACUGUAAUCGAAGAACAUCAAGAAGCGUUACACCUCUCUAAAUUAAAUAAUAUUGUCUGCCCCGUAUCCCUCGACUUUGAUGAAUCUAUUCCAUAUUGUAAAAAUAUUCUAUCUCAGCUACAAAAUCCUGAAGGUAUAAUAAACUCAGAACGAGAACCGUACACUAUCUCUUGUGUUAAGCAAAAUGAUAAAAUAUACUAUUUCUUAUAUACGAAAAUUCACCAUUUCGAAGAGUUAACAUACCGAAAUAUAUACAAUUUACUAAUGCAACUACGCGAUAAUAUAUUAACAGAAAAUAGUCAAAUCACUGAUUUAGCCAUUUCCGAUUUUGCUGACCCGUUCUCUAAACUAUCCUAUACGAAAAUAUACAACAUAAUUGCUUACAUAUUUCAUAAUACUAACAUUAAAAUUCAUAUAUACCGAAAUCAAAUUAUUUACCCUACUCCUGCCGAAGUUCCACAAAUUCUCAAAGAAAAUCACGACUCAACAAUUGCUGGUCACCCCGGAAUUAAAAGAAUGUUAAACCGUUUAAAGGAUCUAUAUUUUUGGAAAAACAUGCGUUCUGAUAUAGAAAGUUACGUGAAAAAUUGUAAAUUGUGUCAAGUAAAUAAACCACUGAGAUCAUGUAAUAAGGCUCCAAUGGUGAUAACCUCCACAAGUACAAAACCAUUUGAAAGAUUAGCUUUAGAUAUAGUCGGUCCGCUACCCGAAGCUGGCUUGCAAAACUUUAAAUUUAUAUUAACUCUACAAGAUGACCUAACCAAGUUUUUAUGUGUAUACCCAAUGAUAACUUCCAGCAGCGAUGAAGUAGCUCGUACACUAGUUCAUUUUAUCUCAUUAUUUGGAAUUCCUAAAACGAUAUUAACGGAUCUCGGCACAUGUUUCACAUCGGAAUUAUUUAAACAGAUAACUACCAGCAAUAACGACACGCACGUGAAUGAAUCUAUAUCAAAUGAUGAACAAGUAGCAAGUGAUUCUGGGUCAACUACACAACGUGCUUCAUUAUCCACACAACAAUCACUCAGUGAUUCUACUGGAAUUGGAAGCUUGCGCGAGAAUCAAAGAGCGACCGAGUACGAGUAUAAGCGCCACGCGUUCCCAGAGGAGAUGCUCGGCUUCCACAUUUUACUCGCUGGAUCGAAGCGUAUGGCACACACUGUAGGACAGCACAAUUUGUUUUCAUUGCACGCUUCAUUGGAACCGCAAACAGCUUCGCAGAUGUCCACAGUGGACAUGAGACAGGUUCACAUCUCACCACGUUCAAUGUCACUGCUGAAAAUAUGA
Parnassius apollo (apollo) is the source of this 2154-nucleotide messenger RNA. NCBI's taxonomy places the organism in Eukaryota, Metazoa, Arthropoda, Insecta, Lepidoptera, Papilionidae. The record is from the annotation of a GenBank genome assembly.